This is a messenger RNA of Suillus plorans, 1182 nucleotides long. RefSeq lists its product as uncharacterized. Bases 1 to 1182 code for a protein of 393 amino acids. NCBI's taxonomy places the organism in Eukaryota, Fungi, Basidiomycota, Agaricomycetes, Boletales, Suillaceae. The transcript has 8 exons. The record is from RefSeq and is a predicted model, not a curated record.
AUGUCGCUCGCCGAGGCUAGCGCGCCACAUGACGAGGACUGGCGGCAGGAUGGAGGCAGCCCAUCGCACGCUGAGGAUCAAGAUGGGGGCAACCUUCGGCAAUCCGAAGCGGCAAAUCAUGUCCAGGCUCGACAGAGAAGGAGAAUUGCUCAACUUGAGGAGCAGCUCGAGACUCUCGAGGCGGGGCGGGCAGCAAAAGAAAAGCAAAUAAAUUACUACAUGGCUCAAGGACGAGCACUCAGAUGGGUUGUCGCUCUGUUCGACAAUGUUGAGGACCUCGUCACCGAAAACGACAGAAGAUGUGACGACGAGCAGCAGGACCAGGACGCCACUCUAGAACAGGAUCAAUUGCAAGUAGGGUAUGUCGCCCUGACGCAAACCUUACCGUGGUUUCAUAAGAAGGGCUGUGAGUUGGAGUACGAUGACUACUUGCACAUGAUAAAAAUGCUUCGGCAAGGCGCUGACGGUGCUCGAGGCGACGACACCGCCAAGCUCAAGACUCUUGUUUCCGAAUGGGUCAAUCGUGACUUCAAGCCUGAUCCACCGGUCGACCCCGAGGAUAAACAUUCUCGUGGAUUUACUAACAAUGUGUGCGGCAUGUUGCUCUGCCCAGCCGAAUUAGAUUGGAAUGACCCAGCGGUAAGGGCGGGAAUUCGAGAUCGUUCGGAGGGUUAUGUUGUCACAGAUCUCUCUUUUCCGACUUUCCUGUAUGAUAAAUAUGCCGCCAACCCGCAUGAUCUAGAGGAAGGCCUGUUUAAGGGCAAAAUUCUUCUUCAGGGGUACAAAGCUGUAUUCACAUCGCCCUCAUCAGCGAGGGAUGUCGAAGGUGACGGCGAUGGUACUGAUGUCAUCCGAAACAAUACACGUGCUAAGAAGUCUUCCUCUGGAGUCAAGGUCAAGAAACAUGUACGAUUCGCAAUUUCUUCUAUUACGUCUUGGAGGUCUGUUGAUGGAGACUUCGAUUAUGUACAAUUCUGGCAAACCAUCGUGGACUUCUUUGAACGGCCUCCCGGUCGCGAAGCCCACCGCAGGGUUGACAGGCUCCUUGAAUGGUGGACUAGGAAAGUUUUUGGAAGGAAUCACCGCAAUGAGCUUAGCAAUAUGGCAAGGGCUAGCAUGUCAGUGAAUGCUCUAGCAAGACAGAGGGCGCAACGCGACGAUGCCGCUUUUGAUUCACCUUAG